AGUUGACAGCUGACCUCAAAUAGAACAGAAUUUGAACACAUUCAUAAGGAAAUCUCUCUCUCUCACUUUCUCACUUGCUCUCUCGUGUGCGCACAUUUAAUAGUUGCGUUUUGUAUUAGGGGUCUGUUUUCUUGUGAGGUAUAGUUUUUAGCAGAUGCCGCCUGGCGACCGGCGACGUAGGUUAACAAAGCAGUUCACCAUACAAGAAAACGGACGCCUAUUUCUUUUUUCCUGCACCUUUUCGACAACUUCAUCACCAGCAUCGACAACACAGUAUAAUACCGAACCAAACACAGUUCUCCCAGAAAAAGGCAGGCAGGCAUGCAGGCAGACCUGCAGACAGACAAACAGACUGUGAAUUCUCCAGUACGUUUUGCUGUAAAUCAACAUAGGGACAUGCUCCAAGAUGCUGGACCAUUUUUGAAAAGGAUGUGUAGUGUGAGGCUGUGUUGUCUAGGUGUCUGAUGUCUACCGGGGGUCAUGAUUCAGACUGGAGCAGAUCCUGCCGGACCAACCAAAGAAGCGUUGUCGGUGGUGAGUGAAGACCAGUCACUGUUCGAGUGUGCUUACGGAACUUCCCAGCAUCCCAAGACGGAGAUGACGGCGUCUUCGGCCAGCGAUUACGGCCAGGCAGCCAAGAUGAGCCCUCGGGUAAACCAGCAGGACUGGCUGUCCCAGCCCCCUGCUCGUGUCACCAUCAAGAUGGAGUGCAACAGUGGCCAGCUCAACGGAAACAGGACCUCUGCGGACAGCUGCGGAGGGGGGAAGGUGGCAAAGCUGGCCAGUGGAGGAGGUGGGGCAGAGAGCACAACCCCUGUGAGCUACGGCAGCUACAUGGAGGACAAACACAUUUCUCCUCCAAACAUGACCACCAACGAGCGUAGGGUCAUUGUUCCCGCAGACCCUACUCUGUGGUCCACGGAGCAUGUGCGCCAGUGGCUUGAGUGGGCAGUGAAGGAGUACGGCCUGCUGGAUGUGGACACCGCUCUCUUCCACAACGUGGAUGGCAAGGAGCUCUGCAAGAUGAGCAAGGAGGACUUCCAGAGGCUCACGCUCAGCUACAACGCUGACAUCCUGCAAUCCCACCUGCACUACCUCAGAGAGACUCCACUUCCUCACUUGACUUCCGAUGAUGUUGACAAAGCCUUACAAAACUCGCCACGGUUAAUGCAUGCUCGCAACACAGGAGGGGCGAGUUUCAUCUUCCCCAACGCUCCAGUUUAUCCCACUGACUCCCCCAGAGUGCCUGUCAGGGCAGACUUGUCAUACGAAGCAUCCAGAAGGUCUGGAUGGCCUCCACAAGCUGUGCCUUCUACCAAAGGUUCCCAGACAUCCCCUGCCAUUGUGACCAAAACAGAGGAACAGAGGCCACAGCUAGAUCCCUAUCAGAUUCUGGGACCAACAAGUAGCAGGCUGGCUAACCCAGGUUCUGGUCAGAUCCAGCUGUGGCAGUUCCUGCUGGAGCUUCUGUCAGACAGCGCGAACUCCAGCUGCAUCACCUGGGAGGGCACCAACGGGGAGUUCAAGAUGACCGACCCAGACGAGGUGGCGAGGCGCUGGGGCGAGCGCAAGAGCAAGCCCAACAUGAACUACGACAAGCUGAGCCGCGCGCUGCGCUACUACUACGACAAGAACAUCAUGACCAAGGUGCACGGCAAACGCUACGCAUACAAGUUCGACUUCCACGGCAUCGCCCAGGCUCUACAGCCCCACCCCCCGGAAUCUUCUAUGUACAAGUACCCUUCUGACCUGUCCUACAUAAGCACCUACCACCCCCACCAGCAGAAAGUCAACUUUGUCACGCCCCAUCCUCAGGCACUCCCAGUCUCCUCUUCCAGCUUCUUUGCCACCCCCAACCCUUACUGGAACUCCCCCACAGGUGGUCUCUACCCCAACACGAGGCACCCAGCGGCACACAUGCCCUCCCAUCUGGGAACCUACUAUUAGACCUACCAGAAGGAGGUCAUUCAGGGUGCUACAUUAAUGGUGAACCUGAAUAAAUAAACUGGAUGAAAACAAGGCAGAGAUGGGGCUUAAUCCGCCUUUAUCAAAGGGGAAAUUAUCAACAAAGAAGAACGAUGGAAAGUAGGGUAAAUGCUGUAACACUAGGACAUGAGCUGAAGAGGAAGACUAACGUUUUUUAAAGGAAUAAGAGAAGGGAUAAGAGAAUGUAAAUAAAUAACGAUAUAAGUCGAUGAUCAAAAUCGAUGACCAGUGGUAUAGAAUGCUUAAACGAACAGGCAUUAUGGGAAGUAUGGGACAUAUGGGAAAGGAAGAUUAGUAAAGAUAAGUAGACAUACAAGGUAGUUGUAAGUGGACAACAUUACAAAAUCAAGUUAUUUUAAAAUAAAGAGCGAUACAUAUAUAAAAACAUACAAUAGCUGCAUGAAUAGUUACUUUUACACAUGCGUUUAAACUAUUAGACCACCUUAUUUAAAGAAGUAAACAUAUCAAAGAUUGUAAUGAUAAAGGGAGAUGAGAGAAGGUGAGAAAAGGAUUACGGGCGUUUGUGAUACUUUGUGUGCACAGAUUGAUAAAGGAUGGGUAGCUGUUGAAAAACUGUGAACAAAGCACGUACAG
Messenger RNA from Hypomesus transpacificus, 2580 nucleotides. RefSeq names its product ETS transcription factor ERG (gene erg). The transcript has 12 exons. The record is from RefSeq and is a predicted model, not a curated record. Gene Ontology annotation, molecular function: DNA-binding transcription factor activity, RNA polymerase II-specific; sequence-specific DNA binding. The coding region runs from base 481 to 1947 and encodes 488 amino acids. Lineage: Eukaryota; Metazoa; Chordata; Actinopteri; Osmeriformes; Osmeridae. Gene Ontology annotation, cellular component: nucleus. Gene Ontology annotation, biological process: cell differentiation; regulation of transcription by RNA polymerase II.